Molecule: messenger RNA, 1063 nt
Organism: Diachasma alloeum
Lineage: Eukaryota; Metazoa; Arthropoda; Insecta; Hymenoptera; Braconidae
Product: alpha- and gamma-adaptin-binding protein p34
Exons: 6
Coding region: 111-944 (277 amino acids)
Source: RefSeq, a predicted model, not a curated record
GCUGACAGAAGUGAAGUAUCAUUACCAGUUCAUGUUUACAUCGCAUCAUUCCCCUGAAAACAAACAAUCCUCUGCAGCUGUUAAUCAAUUCAACAAACUAGUCAUUAUCGAUGAGCUCCUCUACUCCAAUGGAUCUGCCACGUGUUCUCAUUGUCAGCUCCCAAGUGGAUAAAGCGAGUAAUUUAGCAAAAGAUAUGGGGGCGAAUCUUCUCGCUGAAGAGGGCAAAGUGAAAUAUUUCUCGUGGGUUAUCGAUAAUAAAUAUUACACAGCACAGGCGCUUCUGUGCACCACUCAUCAGUUACCUUUGGAGAUACCUGUGGAGGGGAUCGAGGCUGUGAUACUGUGUUAUGACCCAAAGGAGACUGAGGGAAGCCUGGGAAGUUAUGUUGCACUUGUUGAGGGCUUGACGGACGCUGAUGUCAUGCUGUUGGCUUGUGAUAGCUUUCCAGAUGCUAACAAAAGAGACGAAGCAACUGAGUGGUGUCACAUCAAUAAAUUCGAGCUUGUGGACAUGGAGUUACCUGCAGACUCGUCAGAAAGUAUGGAGGAGGGUGUGGAGCAAGAGAAUUAUGGGAUUGAGAGGAUUAUCGAAGCUUUGCACACACACUGUUGGCCAAACAGGGAAUUGAAAGGAUUAAAUAAUGGCAGAAUUUCCACAUCAAAUGAGCCAGACGUGAGUGAUGUUGAGAGUCAGCUGGAAAAUAUUCGCCUGCAUCCUAAUCGAGAUCCAGCUAAUCAUUUAUUGAUGGAGAGUGUCUUAGAUGGCAUAAUGGGCGAGGAGAACGCAGAUUUCGGUGAAUUAUUCGGCCAAUUAAUGGCGAUGAAGGAGCACGCAGCGUCUUUAUCAACGAGUAAUCGUAAAGCAGCUGCUGAACAGCUGGUCACAGCCUUCUGGAGGGCUAUGGGUGGAGAUCCCGCUGAAAUUGAGGAUCUGGACCAAUAGAAACGACAAAAGCCCCUGUGAAAAUAUUCGAAGAAUCUUCAAUUGUACAGAAACUAAUUAGAAACCAUUGUAAGCAAAUCGUAUUCUUUUUUUUUUAAUAAAAAUUCAUCUCAUGUGAA